Podarcis raffonei (Aeolian wall lizard) is the source of this 1788-nucleotide messenger RNA. It is a transcript of the gene PHLDA3, whose product is annotated as pleckstrin homology like domain family A member 3. Gene Ontology annotation, biological process: positive regulation of apoptotic process; intrinsic apoptotic signaling pathway in response to DNA damage by p53 class mediator; negative regulation of phosphatidylinositol 3-kinase/protein kinase B signal transduction. The record is from RefSeq and is a predicted model, not a curated record. Gene Ontology annotation, cellular component: plasma membrane. The transcript is spliced from 2 exons. The coding region runs from base 800 to 1309 and encodes 169 amino acids. Gene Ontology annotation, molecular function: phosphatidylinositol phosphate binding. NCBI's taxonomy places the organism in Eukaryota, Metazoa, Chordata, Lepidosauria, Squamata, Lacertidae.
CUUUUAUUAUACUUCUGAUCAGGGGUGCGACCAGGUAAACUCUGCCCCGCAGAAUCAAUCACAGGACGUGGCACACGCGCACCAUUUGAAUGACAAUGUUCAUCAAUUGGAGGGGGCCCCUCAAAUAUGCGGGGGGAGGGGCGCGCGAAAGGACCUUGGCUCCUAGGAGCUGGUUCCUAUGCUUUCUGUCCACAAGAAAACACGACCGCGCGCGACUGAUACCCACGACCCCCUUUGUCCAUGGCAAGCAAUUCCGCGUGGGAAUUUGGCCGCGUCUGCGGUGCCUUGUCCGACGUGGCUCCUCCGAGCCGCAGCCCCAUUCUCAAUCUACCUGCCAAUGCCCGCCCCUCCAGCAGCAUAUAGAUAGCCAUCGCUGCCGCCCACGAUGCCGGCGAGCCCCAGCCACCUUCCUUUCCGUGCGCCAGCCGCCCAAGCUGGGCACGCCAGCAGCCCCGCGGGCUCUCUCAGCGCAGCCGGCCCCGCGCCUGGGCGUGAGCGCUGCCUCUCCCCGGCAGGCAGAGCUGGGGCGAGGCCCUGGCGAAGCAGGAAAGGAAUGCGAGUGGGAAGAGCGAGGCACAAGCGAGCGGGCAUGUAGCGGCAGAUCCCGGAGCCCAGAGACCGGGGCAACCUCCGUCGGAGCUCACGCGGCAGAGGGCGGGCUCUCUCUGGCUCCCUCGGUCUCUCCCUCGGAAGCCGGACGGCCAGGAGCAGCAGGAGGAGGAGGAGGAAGAGGAAAGCGCUCCUGGCAGACCACGCGGCGGCGGCGGCGAUUCCCAGCAUCCUGGGCAGCCCGAGCCCCAUGGCGUCGGAGAAGGUGCUUCGCGAAGGGGUGCUGGAGAAGCGCAGCGGCGGCCUGCUACAGCUCUGGAAGAGGAAGCGCUGCCUGCUGGGCGAGAAGGGGCUGCGGCUGUUCGAGGCCAGCAGCCGGGGCUCGACGCGUUGCAAGGAGAUCCCCUUCGCGCGCGUCAAAGCCCUCGAGUGCGUGGAGUGGAAGCAGCGGCACAUCUACUUCACGUUGGUGACGGACGGCGGCGCCGAGAUCGACUUCCGCUGCCCCCAGGAGGAGCCCAGCUGGAACGCCGACAUCACCAUGGCGCUGGUGCGCUUCAAGAACCAGCAGGCGGUGCAGAUCGUGCGCGCCAGGCACAGCUGCAGAGCCGCAUUUCAACAUGAGGCAGCCCCAGCUGGCCAGAUUCUGGUGAAUGGGUCCAAGGAGCCAGACCCUAAGCUGAACAUGGAGAAUACAGAGGAACUGAUAGCUAUGAAUUCACCUGCCAAUGGACAGAAGGCAAUCUCCAGCUGCAACUGAACUUAGAUCCAUUUUUUCUCUCUUCCAUGGUAUUACUACUGAAAAAUGAAGUGAUGCCCAAAGCGUACAGCAAGACCUGGGUCACAAAUAUGGCUAGAAUGGGCAUUGGUUUUCUGGCUGUGUCUUUGCUAUGAUACUUAAGUCGCAGACAAAGCCCCCUCCAAACUGCUGUGGACUGAAAGGUUGCUUCUCUACACUCUUACCUAUGGUAGUCCACACCAUAGGACUUUGUAGGUUAGGUUGAAGAGACAGACACAGCAAGAGUGACAAAAGAGAAUCAUUCCAUUCCACUGUCUGCCACCAGCCUAGUGCUGGAUGGGCGAUGCAGGAAUUCACUGGAUCAUGAGGGGCGUUGGGAAGGAAUUCCUGAGCAUGCGAGGAGCCAUCUGAUGACUUCAUGAUUGAAAGGGAGCAUCCCUCCUCGGAGAACUGAGUGACUGACCUGGAAGGAGCAAUGGUGAACCGGCUAUUCUGAUCUG